Messenger RNA from Ceratina calcarata, 977 nucleotides. Its product is annotated as zinc metalloproteinase nas-13. Gene Ontology annotation, biological process: proteolysis. The record is from RefSeq and is a predicted model, not a curated record. NCBI's taxonomy places the organism in Eukaryota, Metazoa, Arthropoda, Insecta, Hymenoptera, Apidae. Gene Ontology annotation, molecular function: zinc ion binding; metalloendopeptidase activity. The transcript is spliced from 4 exons. Bases 25 to 969 code for a protein of 314 amino acids.
AUUUUUGGUUCUUAUUAUACAAAGAUGUUUUACUUAAUGGAUUUUAAAAUAGUGACAACGUUGCUAAUCGUAGUAGUGGGAAUCGGUGUUGAUUCAAAAGCGAUUGAUAAUUCAAAUCAAAUAAUCGUUCCACCGGCGCCGAAACAUCAAGGGAUAUUCUCUGACAGGCACGCGCAUCAAACAAUUGCGAAUCAAAUAAAAUCAUGGAAAGACACGGAUGUACAGAAUGUGUGGGAAAUGAGCGGCUUGUUCGAGGGAGACAUAAUGCUCGACAUUGAGGAAGAAGACGUUAAAAAUGGAUUGAUAAACACCAAAUACCGCUGGCCAGGCGGUGUUGUGCCCUAUCACAUAGAGGAAAGCGAUUUCGAUGAAGCUGAUAUCAAGGUAAUCAAAGGCGCUAUGGAGGAAUAUCACCAAAAUACGUGCAUACGUUUCCGUCCUUAUAAUAAAACCGAUAUAGAUUAUAUCACCAUCGAAGGAAAAAAUUCGGGCUGUUGGUCUUAUGUCGGUAGACUCGGGAAGGGCCAAGUGGUGAAUCUGCAAAAUCCUGGCUGCGUGCGCCAUGGCACUGUCGUUCACGAAUUAAUGCACGCGAUAGGUUUUUAUCAUCAACAGAGUGCUGCCGAUCGCGACGAAUGGGUUACGAUAAAUUGGCAGAACAUACAGUCCGGUAAAGAGCAUAAUUUUAAUAAGUACGAUGAUCGUACUGUUACGGACUACGGGAUCGGUUACGAUUAUACGAGCGUGAUGCAUUACAGCUCUCACGCGUUCUCCAAGAACAAGGAACCGACCAUCACGCCGAAAAAGGACAACGUGGAAAUUGGUCAACGUAAAGGACUCAGUGUUAAGGAUCUGCUGAAAGUGGUAGCUAUGUAUAAAAACGUAUGUAAGACUGCACAAGUGGACAGCACAGACGAAUCGUCAGAAGAUUUGUCUUUUACCAUUGAGCUGAAAGGUGAUUCGGCGUGAAGUUAAUA